Molecule: messenger RNA, 720 nt
Organism: Phalaenopsis equestris
Lineage: Eukaryota; Viridiplantae; Streptophyta; Magnoliopsida; Asparagales; Orchidaceae
Product: ras-related protein RABH1e
Molecular function (GO): GTP binding; GTPase activity
Source: RefSeq, a predicted model, not a curated record
UUAUGUAUGACAAGUUUGACACCACCUAUCAGGCUACAAUCGGCAUCGAUUUUCUUUCAAAGACAAUGUACCUUGAAGAUCGGACAAUCCGCCUGCAGCUAUGGGACACUGCUGGACAAGAAAGAUUUAGAAGUUUAAUUCCAAGUUACAUCAGGGAUUCAUCUGUUGCGGUUAUUGUUUAUGAUGUAGCCAAUCGACAAUCAUUUUUAAACACAUCAAAGUGGAUUGAGGAAGUUCGCACGGAACGUGGUGGUGAUGUUAUCAUUGUCCUUGUGGGAAACAAAACUGAUCUUGUGGACCAAAGACAAGUCUCUAUAGAAGAAGGUGAAGGCAAGUCUCGAGAACUCGGAGUCAUGUUCAUAGAGACCAGUGCCAAAGCAGGAUUCAACAUAAAGCCACUAUUCAGGAAAAUUGCUGCAGCUCUGCCAGGGAUGGAGAACUUGUCUUCUACCAAACAAGAAGACAUGGUUGACGUGAAUCUGAAACCCACCGUCAGUUCGUCCCACACCGAGCAGCAAUCCGGUGGAUGCGCCUGCUAGAACUUAUGAACUACACGGUUAAACCAGCACUAACCAGCAGAGAUCGUGUACAAGCCUUGUACCUUUGCUGGCUUAGAAACCUAGUUCCUCUUUCAUUCCUCUGUGAUUGCAUCAUGGGGAACUUGAAUAUUUUUGUUUACUUGCGAGUUUUCUUAAAAUGGGACAUUCAUUUAUUCAGCCU